AUGCUUCCACCUCCAAUUGACCAAUUUUCAAGUUAUGAUGAACUCCUUGCUCAUGUUCGAGCCUUUGUUUUAACUCAAGGAUAUGCUGUAACCAUAAAAAGAACUCAAACUGAUGUAAAUGGCAAAGUCAAGAAUGUGACAUUGCGUUGUGACAGAGGUGGCUCUUAUAGAAAUAGUUUGAACCUGACAGAUGAUUUACGUCAUAGGCAGACAGCAUCAAGAUUUUUGGAUUGUCCAUUUGAGCUCCAUGGGACCAGACGCAAUGGUGUUUGGUUUCUUGAGGUUCGCAAUUCUGAGCAUAAUCACGAAGCAUCAGAGGAUAUGUCUGGUCAUCCAAUCACUCGCAGGUUGAACACUGAGCAACGAGAGCUAGUUCAGCAAAUGUCUGCCGCUGGAUCCCAUCCUCGUGAAAUUUUGUCAACCAUUCAUCAGAGUGAUCUUUCUUCUAUGGCCACAUCUAGAACAAUCUACAAUACUUUGCAUUCCAUUCGUGAAGAAAGACUUGAUGGUCGUACACCAAUUCAAGCUCUUUUUGACAAAUUACAAGAAUCUGACUUCGAAUUUGAUUAUCAACGUGACCAUCAAAAUCACAUCACACACCUUUUUUUUGCACACAGGAUAUCCAUUGCCUUGACUCGUACCUAUCCUGUUGUAUUACUUUUGGAUUGUACAUACAAAACAAACAGAUAUCAUGAAAAAGAAGCAGAUUAUGAAUGGGCCUUGACUUGCAUUUCAAAGAUCUUUAAUGGAAUGUCUCAUCCUAAAGUCAUUGUCACUGAUCGAGAAUUAGCACUGAUGAAUGCCAUUGGUAGAAUCUUUCCUGGUGCUCAUCAUCUUCUAUGUAUUUGGCACAUAAACAAGAACAUUUUAGCUAAAUGUAAACAUCACUUUGCUACAAAAGAAGAUUGGACCGAGUUCAUUGAAUUGUGGAAGGCAGUUACAGCAUCUAUCACUGAACAAGACUUCACAACCAAAUGGAAGGAAUUUUUAGAAUGCUAUGCGACAACUUCACGAGUAGAAGGUGCACAUGCUACUCUUAAAAAGUAUUUGCAGUCAUCCAGAGGUGAUCUUGAGUCAGUACAUCGUAAGAUCAUAUUGCAAGUAGAGUCUCAAGCAAAGGAAAUCCGUGCAAUGAUCUCUUCUGAACGUCUAAAAAUCCAUGACGAGUGGAUCAAGGCAUCAAAUGCAACACUAGAUUCUCCCUUGAAUCCUUGCUCAGGGAUCCUUAGCUCCACGAUGGGUCUUCCAUGUUCACAUCUCAUCAGUGAACGUAUAGCAAAUGGCCAAACAUUGCAGCAAACUGAUAUCCAUGAACACUGGUGGAUCAAAGGUCGCCAUUUUGAAUUCUUAGGUGAUCUUACACGUCCUGCCAAUGGUGACCACGCUAAUCUUCAGCUUCUUUUACAAUCUUUUGCACAACAAUACCAAUUCUGGCCACCACACCAACAAGCUGCUGCUCGUACCCAGUUGGAAGAAUUGUCUUCUGCUCCUCCUGAUGUACUUGGAAACCCUGAAGUUAGUAGGCCACGAGGAAGACCAGUUGGAGCAAGAAACCAAAGCGAAGGAUCAAUGCAGAGAGAUCCAUCUGCAUUUGAGCUUGUUGAAAGAAGGCCAAGGCAAUGUGGUAUAUGUUGUCAAACUGGUCAUAAUAGCCGAACAUGUCCUACUGUGUAA
Molecule: messenger RNA, 1674 nt
Organism: Entrophospora sp. SA101
Lineage: Eukaryota; Fungi; Glomeromycota; Glomeromycetes; Entrophosporales; Entrophosporaceae
Source: the annotation of a GenBank genome assembly